Vitrella brassicaformis is the source of this 1619-nucleotide messenger RNA. The record is from the annotation of a GenBank genome assembly. Lineage: Eukaryota; Vitrellaceae.
GGAAACCGCUCCUGCGAGGAGGAGGAAGAAGGAGGUCUGCUUGGAGAGGUUGCGAGUGAGCAUCAUUAUGUCCAAGCCCAUCGAUUACUCCGAGUGGGAUCAUCUUGAUGACAGCAGCGAUGAAGACGAUGAAGCACCACCUUCCCCUGGGGCUCUCGCGGCUGCCUUGUCCGGCAUGGACAUCACACCUUUCCCAUCUACAUCCACAAGUGCCGCGGAGCGUCCUGCGUCUGUUUCGGCAUCGUCCUCUCGCGUCAAAGGAGGAUAUGGUGUUGGCCGGGUCGAGCAAUGGAUUCGGGCGCGGCUGUCAGUGUGCCUGGCUCGUUCGGUGUCUGCGUGUCUGCGGCGGCCCAGGAGGAAGGGCCGGUGGCAUUGGUUGUAUCAGAGGGGGCGUUGGGGUGAUGGGGCAGGGAUGUUCGUGCCUGGGGAGCCUCUCAUUUUCUGAGGGUGCCCCCCUGUGAGUAGGCGUGUGGGGAUAGUGUGUGUUGAUUGGCCUGGUUGCUUGUCAGUCUGGUUGGUAGUCUGUCUGCCUAUCUGUCUGUCAGUCCGCAUGUCUGUCCACUGCAUUCGCGUGUGCUGCUCAUGAGCAUUGUUUGUCCAUUUGAGUGUCUGUAGCUCGUUAUCAUUGCAUUGCGAUCGACUGUUCAUGUUUGUCCGUGCCGUGGACCAACGCGUGUGUGGCCCCCGGCGCAUCGUUACACAUCAAUCAAUGAUGGUAAGCGGCUGCCUCUGAUGCACAGAUGCAUGUCUCAUCCAUUUGCAGGUCAUCGGCCCCUCUUGGAAAGCCAAAGGCAUCACGACCGGCAUUUUGAUGGCCAGAUACCCCGUCGUCGGUGCAUGAAUGUGUCACUCAGGCGCCCCGAGCUCAUGGAGAAGGGAACGACACAGGCCAUCUUGCGACCUUAUGUCAUCGCCAACUACGCCGGCCCGGGCGUCGAGGGGAAGACCAUCAGCAAGGCCAUGCAGCGCGAGUUCCAGGUCUCUGAAGACGCCCGCGGAAAUGUCAGGGUCUUGAUCACCAACAGUGCCAGAGAAGAGGUGCGGCCGGUCGCGACAGUGCAGCUGUGGCUCGCGAGACACGGGUGGCUGAUAUUGCACCCCGAUAGUGACGAUGCCAAGGAGAUCCUCGCUGAGAUGAAGAGAGAGCUAGAGAGAGAGAGAGAAGCAGAGGGCGUUGGCACAGACACACGAGGAUGAGGAAAUGUCAUCGGCAGAGGGAGAGGGAGGCGAUGACACUGAUGAGGACAUGUCCCCUCCGGAGGGAGAGAAAGGCGAUGACGAUGAGGUGAUGGAGACAUCCGAGCCACUGAAAGAGUACAUUCGGGAGGUGCGGAUGGGGAACUACGGCUAUUACCUCGAGGACAUCGAGGUCAUAGACCUGGAGAGUCUGUAGCCGUAGAAUUUUUAUGUCUGUCUGUCUGACGUUAAUUAAUGCGUGUGGGUGUGGACGAGUGGUCGGACAUUGAGGCCGAUGAGGACGACGAGACGAUUCCUGACAUUUCAGACGACUGGGAGACCUUCUACGACGUUGAGGAGCUGAGCAGGCUGACCUCCUGACCGGUCGAAUUCUCUUUUUCUUUCGAUGGCUGCCUUUUUUGCUUUUCCUUUUUUCUUUUUCC